Messenger RNA from Colletotrichum acutatum, 939 nucleotides. Its product is annotated as aldo/keto reductase. NCBI's taxonomy places the organism in Eukaryota, Fungi, Ascomycota, Sordariomycetes, Glomerellales, Glomerellaceae. Gene Ontology annotation, molecular function: oxidoreductase activity, acting on NAD(P)H as acceptor. The transcript has 3 exons. Bases 1 to 939 code for a protein of 312 amino acids. The record is from RefSeq and is a predicted model, not a curated record.
AUGAACUCGAUUCUGUCCACCUUCACGCCCGAUGCUUCGGGAACACCUCCCAAGCAGGUGGAUUAUAUCCCAUGGCUUACUCUCAACGAUGGCAAGAUGAUUCCCAUGCUCGGAUAUGGCCUGGGUACUGCCAAUUACAAGGCUGGCGGGGCCAGCUUUGACGAGAAGAUCGUCGACAACACCGUCAUGGCGAUCAAGGCCGGAUACCAUCAUCUCGAUGGCGCCGAAGUAUACGGAAAUGAAGAAGAACUCGGCGCAGCCAUCAAAAAGGCCGGCGUGCCAAGAGAGAAGCUCUACGUCACCGCCAAAAUCAGCGGUACCAAGAAGCAGGACACCGAAGAAGCCUUCGCCACCUCGCUGAAGAAGCUCGACCUCGAGUACGUGGACCUCUACCUCAUCCACGCGCCCUUCUUCGCCGACUCGGACGAGGAGCUGCAGCAAAAGUGGGCGGAUCUCGAGGCCAUUCAGGCCAGCGGCCGCGCCAAGAGCAUCGGGCUCUCCAACUUCUUGCAGCCGCAAAUCGAGGCAAUCUUGAAGACGGCCAAGGUCGUGCCUGCUAUUAACCAGAUCGAGUUCCACCCUCACCUGCAGCACGGCGACCUGCUGCAGUUCCACCGCGAUAACAAUAUUGCCGUGUCUUGUUAUGCUCCGCUAACGCCCAUUACUUCGGACGUUGAUUCACCCGUCAGAACCAUCUGGGCCAACUUGUCCAAGAAAUACGGCGUGAGCGACUCUGUUAUCGGACUCCGCUGGUGCAUCGAUCAGGGUCUGAUUGUCAUCACCACGUCUUCCAAGGAGGAGAGACUGCAGAGCUACCUGAACCAUAUCCCCGCCAUCAAGCUGACCCCCCGCGAGGUGAGUGAGAUUGCCGAGGCUGGCAAGACCAAGCACGUUCGCGGGUUCUGGAAGAACAAGUUCGACGCUGAUGAUACCCGAUGA